AUGUAUCCGAAUUCUGGAAUAAACGCAGCUGCGGUUGCAGCCCGCCAUCCGGGUCCACCUCAGUCUGCACAACCUUUCAAAUUUACUAUAACGGAAAACUGUGAUAGAAUAAAAGAAGAAUUCAAUUUUCUUCAAGCACAGUAUCAUAAUCUUAAAAUGGAAUGCGAAAAGCUGGCUCAGGACAAAACCGAAAUGCAGCGGCAUUACGUGAUGUAUUAUGAAAUGUCCUACGGACUUAAUGUUGAGAUGCACAAGCAGACGGAAAUAUCUAAAAGAUUGAAUGCUAUAAUCACUCAAAUCGUACCUUUUCUGUCUCAAGAGCAUCAACAGCAAGUUCUUACUGCUGUUGAACGAGCGAAGCAAAUUACUAUGUCCGAAUUAAAUGCCGUAAUAGGACAGCAACAACGGCCCGACUUGCCAAGGCUAUUACAACAGAUGCACGCUCAGCAAAUUCCGGGUGCUCAUGGUGCUCCACCGAUACCAGUUGGUAUGCCGCAUCCUAGUCUCGGCCCAGGUGCUCUUGGUGGACCGCUUGCGCUUGGUAGUACUCCUCCUCAACAUCCGUUAGCUAUUCUCAACAAACAAGAACUGCACCGGCCAGAAGAAUCCAAAAGCAGUAACAGCAAUAUCAUGCCAUUAGACGAUAGACAUAGAAGCUCAAUUUCUCCCUCGGAUCGUGAUAAGUACCGUCCAAGGACACCAGAAUCAGCUCAUGAGUUGAAGAAAGUUAAAAAAGAAGAAAAGGACAUGGGACAUUCUGAUGGAGAGAAGUCCGAUCAAGAUUUAGUUGUUGAUGAUGCAUCUGAGAUUAACCCCAUGAGUCCUUUGCCGAAUCAACAUCAUAAUGGAACGGCCUCACCUCGUGAAAAUGGCAUAAUGCAAAAAAAAUUAGACGUACAAGAUCGCGAUCGCAUCGGAACCCAUUCGCCACGAUCAGGAACGUCAUCCAAUGCGUCUACUCCAUCAAAUAAGAAACUGGAUGAUAAACCAACCACUCCAAUUGCCAAACCUGCUACCCCAACCAAUCCAGGGGCGAGCAAUGGUGUGCCUAAAGUAGUUAAUAAACCACCAGUUUUGAACCCGGGUUAUCCUCCGUAUCUUGCUGGUCCAUUGAAUAGUGCCCCACAUGAUUUACAAGCCGCAGCGGCUGCAGCAGCCUACGGUGGUCCAGGGGUACAUAAUAAUCUUCCUCACUCACUAAACAAUUACGCUCGUGCGCCCCUAGCGUUUGAUCCGCAUCCACAAAUGCGGGCACCUCUUGGUCCGAUAGGAAUUCCCGGUGGAAAACCGGCAUAUUCGUUUCAUGUAAAUGCUGAAGGACAGAUGCAACCAGUGCCAUUUCCUCAGGAUGCCCUAGUUGGACCAGGUAUUCCUCGCCACGCACGACAAAUAAGUUCGCUCAACCAUGGUGAAGUCGUGUGCGCUGUUACGAUCUCUAACCCUACCAAAUAUGUGUACACUGGUGGAAAAGGAUGUGUGAAGGCCUGGGAUAUAUCUCAACCAGGAAAUAAGAGCCCUGUGUCGCAGUUGGAUUGCUUGCAACGAGACAAUUACAUACGUUCAGUGAAACUGCUUCCGGAUGGACGGACUUUGAUCGUCGGUGGAGAGGCUUCUAAUUUAUCAAUCUGGGACUUGGCAAGUCCGACACCAAGAAUAAAAGCCGAACUCACCUCAAAUGCUCCUGCCUGCUAUGCGCUUGCCAUUUCACCGGAUUCCAAAGUAUGCUUCUCGUGUUGUUCAGACGGUAAUAUUGCAGUCUGGGAUCUUCAAAAUCAAACACUUGUGAGACAAUUCCAAGGACACACUGACGGAGCUUCUUGUAUCGAUAUCAGUGCCGACGGCUUAAAGCUUUGGACGGGUGGAUUAGAUAACACGGUUCGUUCAUGGGAUCUUAGAGAAGGUCGCCAGUUACAGCAACAUGAUUUUAGUUCGCAAAUCUUCUCUCUCGGUUAUUGCCCAACUGGAGAAUGGCUAGCAGUUGGAAUGGAAAAUUCUAAUGUGGAAGUAUUACACGCAACCAAACCGGACAAAUAUCAGCUUCACUUACAUGAGAGUUGCGUAUUAAGCUUAAAGUUUGCAGCCUGUGGCAAGUGGUUCGUUUCAACGGGUAAAGACAACUUGCUAAAUGCUUGGAAGACACCGUAUGGUGCUUCGAUUUUCCAGUCGAAAGAAUCUUCUUCCGUGUUAAGCUGUGAUAUAUCUGCGGAUGAUAAAUACAUCGUGACGGGUUCGGGAGAUAAAAAAGCAACCGUCUACGAAGUAAUAUAUUAGAGCGGAUCAACUUGUGGUAGCAGAAAAUCGCAUUGCAUUGUACAUGAAUUAGCACGCCCUGUAUGCUCCAUCAACUUGCUUUAUGACGUAUGAUCGAUCGGAGAGUUAUUUUG
This is a messenger RNA of Anopheles nili, 2384 nucleotides long. Its product is annotated as protein groucho-like. Gene Ontology annotation, molecular function: protein binding; transcription corepressor activity. Bases 1 to 2271 code for a protein of 756 amino acids. The record is from RefSeq and is a predicted model, not a curated record. The transcript has 16 exons. Gene Ontology annotation, biological process: negative regulation of canonical Wnt signaling pathway; regulation of DNA-templated transcription. Gene Ontology annotation, cellular component: transcription regulator complex; nucleus. Lineage: Eukaryota; Metazoa; Arthropoda; Insecta; Diptera; Culicidae.